CCCGGGGGUGCUGAGACCCGAGCUGAGCCGAGCGCGUAGACCCUGUACUCCAGCCGGCCCCGAACUCCAGCGACGCUGGGUCUGCCCAGCCCCCAGGCAGCAGGAACCCUAUCAAGUGUGUUUCCCCAGCCAUGGACAGCCCUAGCCUUCAGGAGCUUCAGCAGCCUCUACUAGCAGGCAUGGCCUACGAUCCCCUGGCCCAGAAGCCCGUCGGACCUGAGCUGGGGCCCCCCUUCAGAGAGACAGGUUUUGCAGAGUCUCUGAGGGGCUGGCAGCUCCCACCACCACCUCUUCCCUCUGUGAGUGCCGGCCUGGGGGAGCCAGGGUCUCUGGAUCUCGAGGACACGUCAUCCAGUGACAGUGACUCUGACUGGGAUGGGGGCGACAACCUCUCCCCGCUUCUACCCCAUGACCACCUUGGCCUGGCAGUCUUCUCCAUGCUGUGCUGCUUCUGGCCCGUGGGCAUCGCUGCCUUCUGUUUGGCUCAGAAGACCAACAAGGCUUGGGCCAUGGGGGAUAUCCAGGGGGCAGGAGCCACCUCCCGCCGCGCCUUCCUGCUGGGGGUCCUUGCUGUUGGCCUGGGCCUGUGCACAUAUGCAGCUGCCCUGGUGACCCUGGCCGCCUACCUUGCCUCCCGAGACCCGCCCUAAUUGCCUCUCCGGCCCCUGCUGUG
This is a messenger RNA of Octodon degus (degu), 673 nucleotides long. RefSeq names its product transmembrane protein 91 (gene Tmem91). The coding region runs from base 132 to 650 and encodes 172 amino acids. The record is from RefSeq and is a predicted model, not a curated record. The transcript has 4 exons. Gene Ontology annotation, cellular component: membrane; intracellular membrane-bounded organelle. Lineage: Eukaryota; Metazoa; Chordata; Mammalia; Rodentia; Octodontidae.